GCGCAGUCCAGGCUGCGCGCUCAAUGGCAGGCAGGUGCGCCCAGCGGCCACGUGGAGCUCCGCUGCGCGCAGAAGAGGCGCGCGGCUGGCCCGGACUGCUGUUGCUGCUCUUUCUCCUCGUUCUGCGCAGCGCCCGCUGGAGAUGGUGUUUCCUCAGCAGGAGCGGGGGCAAACUUGUUUUUCAGUGGGGAUUAAGACACUUUUGGAAUCUACAGCCAGCUGCUACAAGAAGAUGUCCACACCCACCAAGGUCUUCUGGAAAUGCAUCCCUAAAGAAAUCCUGGCCCACAUAUUUUCCUACUUGCCUUUUGAAGACAGGCACAUGGCCUUCUCCAUCUGCCAGUGCUGGGCUGAGGCAGUUUCUUUCCAUUCUGUCUGGAGGUUUACUGAGAUCAGUUGUGACACAGAGAGUAUGGAUAAUGAGUGCAUGUUGGAGAGACUGCACCAGUACCUGUGCCGUAUCAAACACCUGAAGGUUGUGCUUGAUCAGUCCCGGCAGCUAUAUCGGAGGCAUGCAGCUCAAAUUUUGGACAUACUGAAUUGGCAGAGCCACAGGCUGCGGGCACUGUGUAUUGAGUGCUACGGAGUGGGUCCUUAUUACUAUUCUGGCCAAGACAUCCUGCAGAAUUUCAGAAGCCUCUUUGAGAACACAGGCAAGAUUGAUCUUCACUAUAUAGAUUUACGACAAACUCCUUAUACUCUGGACAAUGGGAUGAUCCAACUGAUUGCAACCAGUAGCCCGAAUCUGCACACCUUGUUAAUCAACAACCACCCCUCUGGAGUAAUUAUCCUCAGGCCAAAGACCAUCACUGAAGUUCUGAGGGUUUGUCCUAAAUUAUCUGUGUUGGGGGUCUAUCAUGUCCUCCUCUCUGAGGAUGUGUUCCGAGAACUGUUGAAGCCCAACAGAAGACCCUUCAGGUUUUUGGACAUCUACUGUGACAGCCUGGAUCACAACAUCCCUGAAAGGCUUUGGUCUGCUUUGACUGAGAAACACCCACAGCUCCGUGUCGGGUUGGAGUUUGAUCUCAUGGUCCCUGCAUGGGAAAUGACUACAUUUUUAAUGCCCAAUAUCCCCAUCGUUGCCUUGCAAUUUAACACCUUUAUGUACACAUCUAGACAGAUUCAGUAUGUUACUGACAGCUACAACAGGACUCUGGAGAGGCUAGUCUUUGACACCACCCCAUCCGAUGACCUCAAUGACUUGCUCAUAGAGCUGGCCAAGAGAUGUGUGUGCUUGAAAGAGAUCCACUGUUACUGUGCAGUUAGCCAAGCAGUGAUAGAUGCUUUCCUCUUGAAUUGCCCAGGUCUGAUCAGAUACACUUUAUCAAUGCACUAAUCACUGCUGGCAGAACAGAGUACAAACAGUACAGAGGUCAAAUAAUCUUACUUCUGAAACUUCUCCUGUUCCAAAGCAUCGAUAUGGACACAUCCAAAAAGUAACUGGGGUGGAGUGGGGGAAGGUGGAGCAGUGUCAGCCUUGGGCAUAAAGUCAGAUCGCAAGUUUAGAGUUUGUUUGAUUUUUAUGGGAUUGAAUGCUGCUCACUUUGUUCUGGAGACCUGUGGCUAAACUAUUUUACGAAGCUAAAUUUUAAUAUUUUUAAUAAUUUUAUGGUAAUUAUAAUCUGCAAUAAAGGGAUUGCAUAUAAA
This is a messenger RNA of Hemicordylus capensis (graceful crag lizard), 1647 nucleotides long. RefSeq names its product F-box/LRR-repeat protein 8-like. Bases 143 to 1336 code for a protein of 397 amino acids. Gene Ontology annotation, molecular function: protein binding. The transcript is spliced from 3 exons. The record is from RefSeq and is a predicted model, not a curated record. NCBI's taxonomy places the organism in Eukaryota, Metazoa, Chordata, Lepidosauria, Squamata, Cordylidae.